This is a messenger RNA of Sphenostylis stenocarpa, 411 nucleotides long. NCBI's taxonomy places the organism in Eukaryota, Viridiplantae, Streptophyta, Magnoliopsida, Fabales, Fabaceae. The record is from the annotation of a GenBank genome assembly.
AUGGCGGAGGUGUUGUAUUGGAUCUCAACGUUUAUCCUCAUUUUGACCCUUCUUUGUAUCCUCGGCUACCAGCUUAUAUUAUUGGUGGACCUGGAGUUUGAUUAUAUCAAUCCAUAUGAUUCAACAUCUCGGAUAAACCAGGUUGUGGUGCCAGAGUUUAUUAUCCAAGGAAUCUUCUGCUUCACCAAUCUUAUUGCUGGACAUUGGUUUAUAUUCCUCGUAUCUCUACCUUUCCUGUAUUACGACCUGAGAUUGUACAGUAGAAAAGAACACUUAGCAGAUGUUACUGAAAUAUACAAUAAGUUGAGUGGGGAGAAAAAGAAGCGGUUUUACAAAGUUGCAUAUCUUAUUGUGGUAUUCGUAAUGUCUGUAAUAAGCUUGGUGUGGACCCUUACCGAGGAUGUGCAUUAA